CAGCACUCUGCAUACUCCAUGGAUUAUUUGCUGGAUAUAGCCGAUCAUUAUGUCUUGGAUUCUGUUUACAAUAAAGCGUAUCCUUUGGCUCGCGAUCACAUAGUGCGUGAAGCAAUUAGUUUGUUCUUUUUAACAUGGGUCGGAGGUUUCCUUUUGUAUAUAACAUUCUCUUCUUUGUCUUACCACUAUGUUUUUGACAAGAGCCUAAUGAAGCAUCCAAAAUUUCUAAAAAACCAAGUAUGGAUGGAGAUUUGGACGGCGUCAAAAAAUCUUCCUGGAAUGGCAUUACUCACAGUACCUUGGUUUUUGGCCGAAGUCCACGGUUAUGGCUAUUUGUAUGAUCACAUUAGCGAUUACGGGAAAACUUAUUACUUCAUCUCUCUUCCCUUGUUUGUUCUCUUCUCAGACUUUGGCAUCUAUUGGGCUCAUCGCUUUCUCCAUCAUCGCUGGGUUUAUCCUCGUCUUCACAAGUUGCACCAUAAAUGGAUCAUUUGCACACCAUAUGCUUCUCAUGCAUUCAAGUCCGCCGACGGCUUCCUCCAAUCUUUACCAUAUCAUCUUUUCCCUUUCUUCUUUCCUCUCCAUAAAUGGACUUACCUUGCCCUUUUCACUUUUGUUAAUUUCUGGACCAUUAUGAUUCAUGAUGGCAAGUACAUUUCCAACAACCCCAUUGUCAAUGGGGCCGCUCAUCACAACGGACAUCACAUAUAUUUUAACUACAACUAUGGUCAAUUUACUACACUCUUUGAUCGCCUUGGAAAUUCAUUCCGUGCUCCUGACGAGGCUUGGUUUGACAAAUCUCUUCGCACAGAUGAUGAUGUUUUGAAGAGGGAGCUUAUGGAAUAUGAAGCCAUUCGCCGCGAAGUAGAAGGCGAAGACGAUCGUGACUAUGCUGCCGAUGGAAAAAAAAUUAAGUAAACCAUCUUCUUUAACUUUAGCUUUCUUCUCCCAAUGGCGUUUUACCUUUGUCGUUUUGCUUACUAUACUAUCCUUAAAUUACAACUUAUAUUGAAUUGAUUUUUUCCUCGUUUAUUGAAAAAAUAAAGGUUUAUCCUAUCUUUUCUUGCAUACUGGAUUUCUUUUCAAUGACUACUACCAUUUGCUAGUUUAUAGCAUCUUUUUUGUUCUCGGUGUAUCUUUUUGUAUGCACUUUUCUGGACAAGCCGGAUCAUGAUUUUCUCGCCAAAGCAGUUUUAGAUACGGGAGAAACUUCAGUUGUAUUGCAUUAUAGUGUCUUUUUCCAUUCGCUCCUUUUAGUUGCAUAAUACUUGGCAUCCUAAAACUUUUGUAAUGAAUUAGCUUUCAAAAUUGCGUGUUUAAUAAAACCC
Messenger RNA from Schizosaccharomyces cryophilus OY26, 1328 nucleotides. RefSeq names its product C-5 sterol desaturase Erg31. The coding region runs from base 19 to 918 and encodes 299 amino acids. Gene Ontology annotation, biological process: lipid biosynthetic process. The record is from RefSeq and is a predicted model, not a curated record. Lineage: Eukaryota; Fungi; Ascomycota; Schizosaccharomycetes; Schizosaccharomycetales; Schizosaccharomycetaceae. The transcript has a single exon. Gene Ontology annotation, molecular function: iron ion binding; oxidoreductase activity.